AUGCGCAGCAUGCGAUACAAGGGAGAUGCUGCAGAAGCGGCAGAGAACUUUGCACGGAGCCUGCACGACCGCUGGGGCGUCGGGGAUGCAAGAUGCAACAACGGCGUCUUACUGCUCAUUAGCACCGAUGACAGGCAGAUUUUCAUAUCUGUGGGCUCAGGUGCCACAAGCCGCCUUACAUAUGACGGUCUGGGCGACAUCAUUAGCGACGUCCGUCCGUCGCUGAAAGACCGAAGGUACGGCGAGGCCGUAGAGCGGGCCGUUGUGGAUAUUGGUCUGGCGCUCGCGGGUCGACCCGUGGAGCCCGAGGGCAGCGAGGGCCGCUGGUGGGAUGAACUACUCGGUCUGGGCAUCUUUGCCAGCAUAGUAGGCGGCUUCAUUUUCGUGGCAGCUCGCACGGAAUCUCGGAAGCGCAAACGGUACCAGGAUGAUGAUGUUGGUGAUGAGGUCCGGAAGCCGCUACUGAGUCAGGGCAUUGAAGGUGGGACAGCCGGCGCGAGCGCGGGGUCGUACCCGGGAGGGCAGCCACCGUCGGCGCCGCCACUACCGGAGCAGCCAAGCGCAGAAGCGCAACAGCAACAGCAACAACAACAACAACAACGCCGUCCACUGGUCCUGCCAUGCGGUCAUGCCUUUUGCGAGCUGUGUAUCACCCAGUGGCUUGAGCAGAAGAAGGUCACGUGCCCGAUCUGCCGCAAACCCUUCGACGAGGACGACUCUUCCCCGGCGCCCAAUGACGCACGGGACACCCCUCUCCCGCGGCCACCUUUACCCGUGCGCGCCGAUCCCGCCAACCGGACUACUCCCAACUCCGGCAGCGGUGCUGGCCCCUCUUCUAGCUCCUACUUCGGGCCACCGUGGCCCCCAUGCAGCGCUGACGAUGAGCCGUACUCAUACGUCAGUCCGUCGUACAGCAGCGGCAUGGGCACGGUGCCGCGGCUGCGGCUGCGGUGGGGCUCCCGUCGCCAGCCGGUGCGGAUGCACGAGGACCUGCUGCUGGCGGAGAUGCUGUUCCGGCUAAGGCAGCUGCAGCGGCAGCAUCCAGAUUACAUCAGCACGGGUAUGCUGCACAGCUGGGAACAAGACUUGCAGAACGGUCGCGAGUUCAGCUCCCAGCAGCUGCGGCAAUUCCAGCUCAACGACCCCGCCAUGCGCCGUGAGAUGGCGUCCAGCGGGAGCUCCGGAACCGGUGUCCGUUUCGGUGGCGGCUCCAGCCGUGGUGGUGGUGGCCGUGGCGGCAGCUGGUGA
Molecule: messenger RNA, 1248 nt
Organism: Volvox carteri f. nagariensis
Lineage: Eukaryota; Viridiplantae; Chlorophyta; Chlorophyceae; Chlamydomonadales; Volvocaceae
Exons: 5
Coding region: 1-1248 (415 amino acids)
Molecular function (GO): metal ion binding
Source: RefSeq, a predicted model, not a curated record